AGGCGGUGUGCGCGCGGGUAAAGGUCGGGACGUGAUGAUCUCACGCUGCACGCGAUGAUCUUAUUCGCGUCCUGGUGUGCACACCGUGCAAGUUCUCCUCGUCCGUCUUCCGCCGUCCAAGGAACUCAUAGUUGCGGGCCAGUGCGGAGUUCGUAGUGUCAGUGCGUUUCGUAGGACACACGCACCGAAAGGCGCGAGCACCCGGGGAAGCAGCCGCCGCCGCUCAGCCAGCUCAGGCCCGCCUCCGCCCUCCCCCAAGGCCCGCCUUAUCCCGCCCAGUGUUUGCGCGGCGCCAGUUGGCCCCGGCGGUCUCCGGCGCAGAGGCUGGCCUUGUGGGCCCUGCAGCUCCGGAGGUCGUCUUGGGCUGAGAGCGCAGGCCGCAGAGGCGAUGCUGGGCAAGGAUUAUAUGUUGGCCAUCAUUCUGGUCAACUGCGAUGAUGACUUGUGGGGGGACCAAAAUCUGGAAGGGGAGACAGGCCUACCUCCAGGCUGGAGAAAGAUCCGUGAUGCUGCAGGUACUUAUUAUUGGCACGUACCCAGCGGUAGCACUCAGUGGCAGCGCCCGACCUGGGACCGAGGAGGUGCAGAGGACCCAAGGACGGGGACAGAGGGGAUUUGGGAACUGCGACCUCCCAAGGGGAGAUCCUUCUCCAGCCUGGACAGUUCAUUGAACCGGAGUAACUCUCUGACAUGGCAUGGGGAAGACUCCUAUGUCCGGAGCUUGGAGCCAGGAGCUAAGUGCUUUGCAGUCCGCUCUCUGGGCUGGGUAGAGGUCCCUGAGGAGGAUCUGGCACCAGGGAAGAGCAGUAUUGUUGUCAAUAACUGUAUCCAGCAGCUGGCCCAGACUCGCCACCGGAGCCAGCCCCAUGAUGGUACUUGGGGUGAGGGCCAGAACAUGCUGAUGAUCCUGAAGAAAGAUGCCAUGAGCCUGGUGAAUCCCCUGGACCACAGUCUGAUCCAUUGUCAGCCUCUGGUUCACAUCCGCGUAUGGGGUGUGGGCAGCUCCAAGGGCCGGGACUUUGCCUUUGUUGCGGGUGACAAAGACAGCUGCAUGCUCAAGUGCCAUGUGUUUCGCUGUGAUGUGCCUGCAAAGGCCAUUGCAAGUGCUCUGCAGGGGCUCUGUGCACAGAUCUUGUCAGAGAGGGUAGGAGUCAGUGGAGAAGCUGCUUGCUGUUCCCCAGAUCCGAUUUCCCCUGAAGACUUCCCAAGGCAAGUGGAGUUGCUGGAUGCUGUGAGCCAGGCUGCUCAGAAGUAUGAGGCACUGUACAUGGGCAUCCUGCCAGUCACCAAAGCCAUGGGUAUGGAUGUGCUGAAUGAGGCCAUUGGUACCCUCACUGCCCGAGGGGACCGGAAGACCUGGGUCCCUGCUAUGCUGAGUGUGUCUGACUCUCUGAUGACUGCACAUUCCAUUCAGGCAGAGGCUGGUGCAGAGGAAGAGCCACUGUGGCAAUGCCCUGUGCGCCUUGUAACCUUUAUUGGUGUCGGCCGUGAUCCACAUACCUUUGGCCUCAUCGCAGACCUCGGUUGCCAGAGCUUCCAGUGUGCAGCCUUCUGGUGCCAGCCUCAUGCUGGGGGACUCUCCGAAGCUGUGCAAGCUGCCUGCAUGGUUCAGUACCAGAAGUGUCUAGUGGCCUCAGCAGCUCGGGGCAAGGCUUGGGGUGCCCAGGCCCGUGCUCGCCUCCGGCUCAAGCGGACCAGCUCCAUGGACUCCCCAGGUGGCCCCCUGCCUCCCCCGCUACUCAAAGGAGGGGUUGGAGGUGCUGGAGCAGCUCCUCGAAAGCGUGGCGUCUUCUCAUUUCUUGAUGCCUUCAGGCUAAAACCUUCUCUUCUCCAUAUGUCCUAAAUUGAUCUAAAGGGGUGGGGAAAGAGGCUGUACUCAUUCAGCCCCAGGGCUCUGUAGCCUCUCACCUUCCUGCCCAUCCUUGAUCCUUGCCUACCCUGUAUUUAUGACCAAGUUCGUUCUUUAUACGGAUGACUGAGAGGCCCUGCACUAGAACUUAGGCCCCUGCACCCCUUCCCUUGGUUCCUUUUGUUCCUUGCCCGUGUCCAGCCCUGGACAAUUGGCUCUACCUCAGCAACUUUAUAGCAGAAUCAGUGCAAAUAAAAGUCCCUCAGUGACCUCACUAGUUGUGAGUAUAUUAACCUGGGAUAAAAAUGGGGCCAUCAGUCUGUGUGAGGUGGGUAUGUAUGUAGGCUUGGUGUUGGUGACUGCCUGUAGUCACGAGGGCAUGGUUCAUAAUGGAAAUAGGACUACAUUCAUCCAGCAAUUGCUUUUUAAGGGCUUUUCUGUACUUGUAAAGUUACCUUCUGAGACUUUCAGAGGAGAAACACCA
Molecule: messenger RNA, 2333 nt
Organism: Acomys russatus (golden spiny mouse)
Lineage: Eukaryota; Metazoa; Chordata; Mammalia; Rodentia; Muridae
Gene: Apbb3
Product: amyloid beta precursor protein binding family B member 3
Exons: 12
Coding region: 389-1843 (484 amino acids)
Biological process (GO): regulation of DNA-templated transcription
Cellular component (GO): cytoplasm; nucleus
Molecular function (GO): amyloid-beta binding; transcription factor binding
Source: RefSeq, a predicted model, not a curated record